Messenger RNA from Etheostoma spectabile (orangethroat darter), 2207 nucleotides. RefSeq names its product zinc finger protein 613. The record is from RefSeq and is a predicted model, not a curated record. Lineage: Eukaryota; Metazoa; Chordata; Actinopteri; Perciformes; Percidae. Bases 318 to 1769 code for a protein of 483 amino acids. Gene Ontology annotation, biological process: regulation of transcription by RNA polymerase II. The transcript is spliced from 3 exons. Gene Ontology annotation, molecular function: RNA polymerase II cis-regulatory region sequence-specific DNA binding; DNA-binding transcription factor activity, RNA polymerase II-specific.
GGUCGCGUGGUUAUGACGCAAUCGUUAGCCUAUCUUUACAAAAACCUCUGCUACGUAUCCGUAACGUGAGAUACAAGUUAAUGGAGCUCUUUUUAUACAUUGUUGUGUUUCUUUAGAAAUAAACAAUGGGCAAAUAGAGUCUUUAAACGCUUCAUAUGUAAAGUUAUUCACUGUCAAAGUGGCGCCAAAAUGAAUGGCAGUCAAUGGCAUGCUAACGGCAGAUGAUUGCUUGCUAACAUAAAAGUUGCGUCAUAGGAGCGUCGCUAGAGAGGAGAGGCCCCUUGGAGCUGUCCUCGUUCUCUAAAUAGGGUACAUCCAUGGCUGACAUGGCCAUUCUACACUAUCUAAACGCUUUAAUUUGUGAGCGGCUGACAGCGGCGGCUGUGGAGAUUUUCGGGGAGGUGGAGAAAACGUUGACAGAGUACCAGGGAGAAAUCAGCCGAUCCAAACAGGAGAUAGAUCACCUGAAAACCCUGGUGCUCUGGCCUCGAGUCAAAUUACAUAGAUCAGUGUCAUCCCUGCAUGCACUCUCAUGUCAUUCAGCAGCUCAUCAGGUCAUUGCUGUUUGCUGUGAUAAGGAGGCUUCUCCUGAGUGCUGCCCCUCAGAUGUGAGCCUGAGCACCCUGCAUAUUAAUGAAGCUGAUCAUGAAGGAUCGCCCUGCAGGCAGCAGGGCGAUACCACCGGCUCUCCUCAGUUUGUGAAAAGAGAAGACGUCGAGGAGCCGGCCUCAGACUUCUGCGUAACAUUGGCUGAUGAACAGACAUCAGAUAUUAAAGCCGAGCCGGAUUUCGACGAGUUAAUAACAUCUCCAUCAACCAGGGAGGCUGAGAUACCCUGUGGGAUAAAUCCAGAGUCUUUUGGACUUCAGCGAGAAGCCCUGAAAGAUCCGCUUGAGAUCACUCAUGGGCGGGAUGGGCUUGAUGGGCAGCAGGACACUGAACAAGACUGGAAGCCCAGUCAGGACCACAAGGACUCUGAUCCCCCUCAGAUAAAAGAGGAAAAGUUUCCAUCAUCUGGUCCCCAGGAAGUUACUAACCGCUACUAUGAACUCCCUCCUCAGUCAGAGAGCAGUUAUGAUGAGCCUAAUUCUUCAAGCCCAAGCCACAACCAGACUCGGAAAAGCAAAACAUUUUACACAUUGGAUAAAAAGAGAAGAGAUGUUGAAGGAGAAGGCUGCAAACUGUCCGGACUGACGGUUCCUCAGCCCUCUUACUACUUCAACCUAAACAAAACCGCAGCUCAGCGUGAAUACGAAGAGAAUACAGAAGGCGUGAUGAAUGGAGAAUGGAUUAAGACCCUCACACCAACAGUAACCAGGCAAAACAAAAAGCACAACUCCAACCGGCGCAGUAGGAUAAGAGACAAUAUUGGAGUGAACGAAGACAUGAAUGAUCUGACCAGGGACAGAAGACAUACUUGUCCCAUCUGUGCCAAACGUUUUAAAGAGUCAAGCCAUUUGAGGGAUCAUGUGAGAAUCCACACAGGAGAGAAGCCGUUCCUGUGUAAGGAAUGUGGCAUGAACUUUAGGCAGAGAGGAACUUUGACUUUGCACAUGAGAAUCCACACGGGGGAACGGCCACACCAGUGCAGCGACUGUGGUCGGCGCUUCAAUCGAAAGGGCGACUUGGAGACUCACAGGAUGACUCAUACGGGGGAAAGACCCCAUCUGUGCGUGUUGUGUGGGAAAAGGUUUAAAAGGAAGAGCAACUUAAACACACAUCUAAACAUCCAUUCAGAGAACAAAAUGGAUUACAUACAACAGUUGUGAUAUAUGAAUGUAUGAAUCAUUCAGGUAGUGGCCAUCUGGAAAACAUGGAUUGUCGGAGACUUCAAUAUUGACUGUUUUAAUAGAAGAUCAAUUUUUAUUAUAGCGGAAAAAUUUGUGAUUUGUUACGUUGAUGGGCCUCUAGAAAUUUAACAUUAAAUACAUUUAAGAUGAUGUGAAUAUUAGCUUUGCCCUUUCAUUACUGAAGCUAGGCUCUAUUCAUUCGAUUUUGUUUUCAUUUGAAGUGAGGAUGAAGGCCGGCUUCAUGUUACUGGCAGGAUGUACAAAACUGCUACAGACCCAGUGAUAAAGCUACAUUCAAGGUACGCACCCACAGUUUGGUUGUCAUUACUUACAAAUUCCUCAUGGGGCCAACAGAAACUAUGCACUAUAGCUUUCAGAGAAAUCUUAAAUCUGCACAUAAAUAUUUUUAUAUUCACA